AUGGCUGCAGAGAACAUCCAUGCCCUAGAGUGGUACUAUGUGAUGCGUCCGCCGCAUCUUGACGUCUUUCCGUGCCCGUCAUGCUGGGCUUUCGAUGGGUGUCCCUGUCUCGACUUGAUGCAGCCACCGCCUGGGCCAGCAUGCUGCCCGGGAGUCCUUGACAGAACUUUGGGCUCUGAUUCUGCAUUCGCGAUAUUCUCGCGUUCCCAGCUAGGUUGA
Messenger RNA from Colletotrichum tamarilloi, 219 nucleotides. RefSeq lists its product as uncharacterized. The transcript has a single exon. The coding region runs from base 1 to 219 and encodes 72 amino acids. The record is from RefSeq and is a predicted model, not a curated record. NCBI's taxonomy places the organism in Eukaryota, Fungi, Ascomycota, Sordariomycetes, Glomerellales, Glomerellaceae.